Diorhabda carinulata is the source of this 1056-nucleotide messenger RNA. RefSeq lists its product as uncharacterized. Bases 476 to 874 code for a protein of 132 amino acids. NCBI's taxonomy places the organism in Eukaryota, Metazoa, Arthropoda, Insecta, Coleoptera, Chrysomelidae. The transcript has 3 exons. The record is from RefSeq and is a predicted model, not a curated record.
UUAAAUUCAAACCGUUGUUUACAAUAAUGUUGAAGAGAAUUUGGCAACGUGAAAGGGUUUUUUUAAACAAAAUUUAAACGAAAACUAUUGUAUCAAUAAACAGAAUAUUUUUUGUUACUUUCUACUACCUAAUAGUAAAAAAAAAUAAAUUUAAAGUGGAUAUAUACGUGUUAUAUUGUAUUUUAGAAAUAAAUUAGUCGAAUCCUCAUAGAAAUAUACAUUUUUUUAUAACAAAUAUGUUUUUUUUGAUAAUAUAAAAUGAACAUAUUCUUUUAAAAAUAUAAAGUAAUAUUACAAAUGGAUGCCACACCUUGAUGGUCGAGCGAAAAUAUCUAUUCCAUCAUUGAGUUACGUCACGUGACCUACUGCUACCAACUUUUUAAAAUAGAUUCGUUUCGUGUGAAGAAGCUGUUCUCGGUCAAUUCAAUUCAAAAGCUCGAAAGCGCAGUUGAUUGAAUUUUUGUAUAAACGAAAAAUGACUAAAUUUGUGAUAAUUUUUGCGUGUUUGGCACUUUUUGAAGCUGCUUCGGCUCUUCAGUGUUACAAAUGUGACAACUGUCAAGGAUCACCGUCAUCAUGGGAAAAAAUUAAUUGCGGCAACGCUCAAUCGAACGUACCUCCAUUUACCGAACACGCGUGCGCAACAAUUAAAUACAAAGAUAGGGUAACUUACAAAGACGCAGUACAGAAAAAAUGCGUCUUGGCCGAAAAGAAAAAUGGUAAAUUGUCUUUCAACUGUCCAACUUCAAUGGGAGAACCUAGCGAAUGCCCGGUUUGUCAAACUGACUUAUGUAAUUCAGCCACGACAAUAAAAUACAGUUUUAUGACAUUUGUUUCUGUUGUUUUGGCAGUUAUUUUACCAAAAUACUUGUAAAUUCAUUUGUUUUCAAUUCAAACUAUAACAAUAAUACCUUUAAAGUGUCAACUAAACGAGAUGUUUCAAAUUCCGAUUCUAAAAAUUCGUAUUCAGUUGAAGAGAUUCUAAUUUCACAAUUUUUAUUUCGUUUUAUAUAAAUUUUUGUACAAUUUCGUUAUUAAUAAAUGAAUUAUCGAAAA